AUGGCGCCUGAAGAGGUUCCUCCUACACCUAAGAAGGUCUUCUUCUUUGAUAUUGACAACUGUCUCUAUCCGGCAAAAGCCGGAGUUCAUGAGCGCAUGGCUGAUAUGAUUCAUGUCUAUUUUGAGAAACACCUCAAUCUCUCACCUCAGGAGGCCAUCGAUCUUCACGCAAAAUACUACGCAACAUAUGGCCUGGCUAUCGGGGGCCUGAUGCGUCAUCAUAACAUUGAUCCCCUUCACUUCAACUCAGAAGUUGACGAUGCGUUGCCCCUCGAAGACAUGAUUCAAUCACGAAUUGACCUGGUCCGUCUGCUUCAAGACGUUGACCGAAGUAAAGUUAAGCUUUGGCUGUUCACAAAUGCAUAUGUCAACCAUGGUCAACGUGUUGUCAAGAUAUUGGGUGUGGACAAGAUGUUUGAUGGUAUCACUUACUGUGACUACACCAAACUUCCAUUUGUGAGCAAGCCGCAAGAAGAAAUGUUCGCCAAAGCGAUGAUGGAAGCAGGCGUGCACAACAUGGAAGAUUGUUAUUUCGUUGAUGACAAUUACAACAACUGCAACAUGGCGGAGAAGCUGGGAUGGAAUAGUGCACAUCUUGUCGAAGAGGGGGCUCACGUUCCCGCACAGCAAGCAUCCCAGCAUCAGAUUAGUCAUUUGGAUGAUUUGAGGCAAACGUUCCCACAAUUAUUCAAGCAAGGCGCAUGA
This is a messenger RNA of Xylaria bambusicola, 705 nucleotides long. RefSeq names its product pyrimidine nucleotidase. Gene Ontology annotation, biological process: nucleotide catabolic process; pyrimidine nucleobase metabolic process. Gene Ontology annotation, molecular function: nucleotidase activity. Lineage: Eukaryota; Fungi; Ascomycota; Sordariomycetes; Xylariales; Xylariaceae. The transcript is spliced from 4 exons. The record is from RefSeq and is a predicted model, not a curated record. Bases 1 to 705 code for a protein of 234 amino acids.